AUGGCGGCGGCGAUCGGGAGGUGUCGAGGGAGCGAUCCCCAUUUCCCGCGGGAUCCCUCCCCCGGAGCGGAUCCAGGACAGGAUCCCAGCAUGGAGGAGGUGGAUUCCCGUUUCCUGCACCUGCUGCAGCCCAUCCGGGACCUCACCCAGAACUGGGAGGUGGACGUGGCGGCGCAGCUCGGGGAGUACCUGGAGGAGCUGGAUCACAUCUGCAUUUCCUUCGACAACGGCAAAACCACCAUGAACUUCAUGGAGGCGGCGCUGCUGAUCCAGGGAUCCGCCUGCAUCUACAGCAGGAAGGUGGAAUAUCUCUACAUGCUGGUCUGCCAGACACUGGAUGGCAUCUCCAACAAAAGGAGGGAGAAGCUCCCCACUUCCCUGGGCCCCGACGGCCGGGAUGCCGACGCCACCUUCGGGGACAAGGAGAAGGAGUUCCUGUCCCUGGAUGACAUCCCAAGGAACAGCCAGGACAGCGUCAACAUGAGGAGGAGUCAGCAGCUUGCUUUCCUGUCCCUGGAUGACAUCCCAAGGAACAGCCAGGACAGCGUCAACAUGAGGAGGAGUCAGCAGCUUGCU
Molecule: messenger RNA, 576 nt
Organism: Pseudopodoces humilis (Tibetan ground-tit)
Lineage: Eukaryota; Metazoa; Chordata; Aves; Passeriformes; Paridae
Source: RefSeq, a predicted model, not a curated record